Messenger RNA from Limulus polyphemus (Atlantic horseshoe crab), 2706 nucleotides. RefSeq names its product sucrase-isomaltase, intestinal-like. Lineage: Eukaryota; Metazoa; Arthropoda; Merostomata; Xiphosura; Limulidae. Bases 119 to 2656 code for a protein of 845 amino acids. The record is from RefSeq and is a predicted model, not a curated record. The transcript has 21 exons. Gene Ontology annotation, molecular function: carbohydrate binding; alpha-1,4-glucosidase activity. Gene Ontology annotation, biological process: carbohydrate metabolic process.
UACGAAACGGCUCAAAUGACACAAGCAAACAGAUAAGCAGUUUUUCUAGGCUAAUAGACACUUAUACAGUGUCUGUGUUACAAUAGAAUAUUCCCAGAUACAGAGCACUGGGCAAAACAUGAUGCCGAGACUCCAUCGUAGUAUUACCUCAGGCCUUUUGAUCAUUUGGAUCCUCUCUUUGACAGUAUAUGGGGGUCCGUUACAAGCUGAUUCUUCAUUAGAUCGGAUCGAUUGUCUACCUGGUGGUGUAGAAUAUGGCGAAGAUGCGUGCUUAAGAAAAGGCUGUGUUUGGGAUCCAAACGUCAGUAAUGGAAUUCCUCAUUGUUUUGUGCCAAAAAAAGGUUAUGGAUACAAAGUAGCUUCUGCGAAGUUAGAAUAUGGUCGCAGUUUUUCCGUGGAAUUAGAAAGAAUUGCUGUCGACAAAUCCCUAUACGGUGGAGACUACGACAGGAUAACUUUUGAAGUUACCUAUAUAUCGAACGAAAUAUUGCGUUUUAAGUUGAGAGACAUGGAAAAUAAGAGAUUCCAAGUACCAGUACAGGAGAAGUUUGAAUUAUUAAACGAUUUACCAGAGAUUAGCACGUUAGCGUAUAAAAUUGAUUUCAAUGAAACAAUAGGAGAACAAUUCAGCUUUGCCAUACGUCGACAUUAUGACAACACCAUACUUUGGGAUACAAGCAUAGGAGGACUUACAUUUGCUGACCAGUUUCUUCAAAUUGCUACCUAUCUGCCUACGGAGAAUAUUUACGGAUUUGGCGAGAAUGUGCAUGAGAGUUUUAGACACAACAUGCAAUAUAAAACAUGGGCUCUAUUUUCAAGAGACGAACCUCCAUCUAACGGUAAUAUAAACCUGUACGGCGUUCAUCCUUUUUACACGUGCUUAGAAAACAAUGGGAAGUCUCACGGUGUUCUACUUCUAAAUAGCAAUGCUAUGGACUACACCCUUCUUCCCGCACCAGCUCUUUCAUACAGGGCAAUUGGUGGUAUUUUAGAUUUCUUUGUCUUUGUGGGUGAAACUCCCGAGGACGUCAUUUUUCAUUACACUAGCUUAAUUGGGCGUCCCGUGAUGCCACCUUAUUGGGCCUUAGGAUUUCAGAUCUCAAGGUAUGGUUACAACAAUAUUGGCUCAAUGAUGGCAGCAGUUGAAAGGACCAAAAAUAAUAACAUUCCUCUGGAUGUACAACAUGCAGAUAUCGAUCACAUGAACAACGAAAAAGACUUCACGUGGGAUGAGGAUAACUUUCCUGACCUAGAUAAAUAUAUGGAAAGGGAAAAAGAAAAAGGAAUGCAUUUUAUUAUUAUUCUUGAUCCAGCUCUAGUAGCUAACGAUUCUUCGUACGAACCUUAUUUUGAGGGUCUUUCUCGAAAAGUAUACAUAACCUGGCCAGAAGACAUUCCCGAAGAAGACCGAGAUUAUCCACCAAAUGUAGAUACAAGUACUGGCAUAAUGUUUGGAAAAGUUUGGCCUCCUGGUCCAGUAGCGUUUCCCGAUUUUUUCAAGAAAGAAACUCAAGAGUGGUGGGUAGAACAAAUUGUAAAAUACUACAACAAUGGAUUGAAGUUCGAUGGAAUUUGGAUAGAUAUGAAUGAACCUGCUAACUUCGGAACCAACCAUGACAUUCCGUGGUAUUGCCAUGACAAAGAGAACCCUGGAGUUUGUUGGAGCCUUCACUGUCCCAUAAAUAAAUAUGAUGAUCCGCCGUACAAGACUUAUGCUGCCUACGCUUACGGUAAAGAUGUUCGAUUGUCUGACAAGACUGUGUGCCUGGCAGGGACACAAGGUAACAAUGAUAUGUAUCGGCAUUAUGACGUUCACAGCAUAUAUGCUUGGGGUCAGGUGAUAGCAACAUUGGAGGCCGCCCACAGAGCAACAGGACAACGAAGUAUUGUAAUUACCCGCAACACUUACCCAUCUUUCGGACAAUGGGCUGGUCAUUGGCUGGGAGACAACUUCAGUCGCUGGGUUGAUCUUCAUCGCUCUAUAAUAGGAAUGCUGGAAUUCAAUCUGUUUGGAAUACCAUACGUGGGAGCAGACAUUUGUGGAUUCUUUGAUGUUCCCUCACCAGAAAUGUGUAAGCGAUGGCAGCAGCUGGGGGCAUUCUAUCCGUUUUCUAGAAAUCACAACGGAUUAAACAAUCCAGAACAAGAUCCUGGUGCAUUUGGGGACGAAGUAGCUAUACCUGCCCGGCGCGCACUGGAGAUACGAUAUCGCCUUCUUCCGUACAUUUAUACUCUGUUCUACUUUUCUUCGUUAUUAGGCUCCACUGUGGUGAGGCCAGUUUUUCACGAAUUUCCCACUGACAAAAAUACUUUUGGAAUUGAUCGACAAUUCCUUUGGGGUCCUGCUGUACUCAUAUCACCUGUUCUGGAAGAGGGCCAAACCGUAGUUAAAGCCUAUUUACCCAACGACGUGUGGUACAAUUACAAAACCGGACAAAAAGAAACCGAAGUCGGCAAGGAAAUUCAAAUAACAGAUCUAGAAGACCCUCCGAUACACAUUCGAGGUGGCUUCAUUCUACCUGCUCAAGAUCCGGGCCUCAACACUGCUGAAAGUCGCAAGAACCCAAUGUCUCUCCUCGUUUACCUUAAAGACGGGCAAGCAGUUGGGGACCUGUUCUGGGACGAUGGCGUCAGCGUUGGUAAAAAAAAAUCUUAAUUGUAUUCAUCCUUAAAUUAUCUAGGUAUACUUUAGUAACUUAUAUCACU